Molecule: messenger RNA, 939 nt
Organism: Sorex fumeus (smoky shrew)
Lineage: Eukaryota; Metazoa; Chordata; Mammalia; Eulipotyphla; Soricidae
Product: olfactory receptor 2W1-like
Exons: 1
Coding region: 1-939 (312 amino acids)
Biological process (GO): G protein-coupled receptor signaling pathway
Cellular component (GO): membrane
Molecular function (GO): olfactory receptor activity; G protein-coupled receptor activity
Source: RefSeq, a predicted model, not a curated record
AUGAACAAUGGGAGUUCCACCCCAGACUUCAUCCUUCUGGGGUUCUCUGAAUGGCCCCAACUGGAACGCAUCAUCUCGGUGGUUGUCCCCAUCUUCUAUGUUGUGAUUCUGGUGGGAAACACAAUGAUCAUCCUGGUAUCUCACCUGGACCCCAAGCUCCAUAUGCCCAUGUACUUCUUCCUCUCCAAUCUAUCCUUCUUGGAUCUCUGUUUUACCAACACUGUUAUCCCCCAGAUGCUGGUAAAUAUGUGGGGUCCAGAGAAAUCCAUUUCUCAUCUUAGUUGCAUGCUCCAAGCUGCCAUCGCCCUAGACUUGGGUGCCACAGAGUGUCUGCUCUUGGCUAUGAUGGCCUAUGACCGCUAUGCUGCUGUGUGUCAGCCUCUGCACUACGUAGUGAUAAUGCACCCUAAACUCUGCCACAGGAUGGUGCUGGUUGCCUGGUUAACUACUGCUUGCUGUGACGUACUUAUUUGCACUUUGACUUUGAGAAUGCCAAGAUGUGGGCACCAAGUGGUAGAUAAUUUUUUCUGUGAGAUCCUAGAUCUCAUCAAGACUGCUUGUGUCUAUUCAAAGGUGCUUGAGGUACUUUUCCUUUCUCUCACAGUGGUAUUUCUUCUGGCACCUCUAACAGUGAUUCUCACCUCCUAUGGUGCAAUCACUCGCGCUGUCAUGAGGAUCAAGGCAGCAACAAGAUGGCGGAAUCUCCUCAACACCUGUGACUCCCACCUCACCGUGGUGACCCUCUUUUAUGGGACUCUCAUCUCUAUGUACAUGAGGCCACAGAACAACUCCGCCCAAUAUGAAGGAAAGUUCAUUGCUCUGGUGUAUAUGAUACUUAUACCAAGCCUUAACCCACUCAUUUACUCCUUAAGAAACAAAGAUGUAAAGAAUGCAGUCAAAAAAAUCCUGUGUGUCAAAAUCUGGUCAGCGAAAUUAUGA